Molecule: messenger RNA, 852 nt
Organism: Cyclocybe aegerita
Lineage: Eukaryota; Fungi; Basidiomycota; Agaricomycetes; Agaricales; Hemipholiotaceae
Source: the annotation of a GenBank genome assembly
AUGUCGACUGCCUUCCACCUCCGUCCCGUCGCAGAUAUAUCCCCCUCGCCAUCUCCGACAGCGUCCACCACCUCCCCAGCCGACCACAGCCCACCCCAGUACAAGGCCCCCUCCGCAAUGCGCCCCUCACCCCCCCGGGCAGCGAAUGGCGCGCUUCGACGGCCAUUAUCGCCAAGCUCGCUUCGAGACGUCGAUCUCAGCCAGGCCCCAGACAUGGCGCAGCGCAAAUACCCUACCCCUCCAACCGGCCACGACCUGAUGGCCAUGUUCCCACCUGCGCCCCCUGACAACUUUCCUGAAAUGCGUCCUGGACCCACCAGCGGAUUUUUCCAGCGUCAGGAACGUGCCUUCUUCGCACAAGCGGGCAAGGAGAUCGUCCGUGUCCGCGUCGAGGUGGACAUGCCCCACGGUUCCGAGCCUGAACCUGUCAAGUCUCGACCUGGAGGUGUGCCACGACCCUGGUUAAAUAAUGGACCUGCACCCUCGACAUCCGCAGCUCCUCAUCACUCCCCUGCUCAGGCGCCAUCAGCGCCAGUGCUCUACCCUCACCCACCGUCGCGCCCACCGCAACGAAGCACAGUCUCAGUCACCCCUUCACCACUGUUCGCCGCUGCGUCACAGCACACGCCCCCGUCUUCUAUACCUCCCAAUCUCCACUCGCCUACAUUACAUCAAACUGGCACAGGGAUACGGACACCACCUCAAGACGCCAUUCCGCCCGGACCUCCGGGCUCGAAACCAGAAUAUCCGGUGGAGGAGUAUGACGGUGACGAGUCCUGGCGACGGCCUAUACCGUACGCGGAGCGCAGACGAGCCGGGAAGCACACAAGGCGUGUUAUCGUUAGAACAUAA